AAUAAAAAGAGUAAAGAUGAAAAAAAGAAAGAAACAAAAAAUAAAUAAAGGUGUUGUUACAUCAUCUCCACUUAGUCCAUUUCCCCAAUUUCAAUUUCAGUUUCCGUGUUUGUGUGUCCACUCACCAUAUCAAUCAGAUCAAAUCCCCCCAAUUCCUAGGGUUUCUCUCUCUCUCUCUCUCUCUCUCUCUCUCUCUCUCUCAAUUCAACUCAUUUUCUUCAAUCUUAGAUUCCAAAAUUGACUUAUGAUGGAAGAACUACAGCAGCAACAGAUUCAGCAACCGGUGAUACCGGUCACCGGAGAAGUUAGGUUUUCUGAGAAUUCGAUCGGAGUCAACGCUUCCGAUGUUGACUUCACGAUGACCGACGGUGGUAGUUACGACACUGUUUUGAAAAAGAAGCGUGGUCGUCCACCGAAAGGAACUCUUCCUCCUCAUCCACGGUUGAAAAAGCCGAAAGAUGAAGAAGAUGUUUGUUUUAUUUGUUUCGAUGGUGGUUCACUUGUUCUCUGUGAUUAUCGGGGUUGUCCUAAGGCGUAUCAUCCAACGUGUGUUAAGCGUGAUGAAGAGUUUUUCCGUUUAACUGAGAAAUGGAAUUGUGGUUGGCAUCUAUGUAGCGAUUGUGGCAAAUCAUGCCACUACAUGUGCUAUACUUGUACAUAUUCCCUGUGCAAGGGAUGUACAAAAAAAGAAUCUGAUUUUGUUAGUGUCAGAGGAAACAAAGGUUUGUGUGGAGCAUGCAAGAGGACAAUAAUGCUGAUCGAAAACAGUGCCCUGGGAAUUAAGUGUGAAGUAGAUUUUGAUGACAAAAGCAGCUGGGAGUAUCUUUUCAAGGUGUAUUGGAUGUACUUGAAAGGAAAGCUAUCUCUUGAUUAUGAUGAGAUCCAUCGAGCUAAAAAUCCAUGGAAAAGUGCUGUUCGUGCUAGUUGCAAGGCUCAAACUCCGCGAAAACUUCAUCAUCUUAAAGUUGACAAUGGUUAUGGAUCCGAGAAUUCCUGUGUAGUAGAUUCAAAUAGUCCAAAAAACAAGAAGGUUAAGGAAAAUAUUUGGACAAGUUUCUUGGACGGUGCCGGACACAAUGCACAAGACUUGUCGACUACCUGUGAGCUAAAUGGGAAUACAUGUGUAAUAAAGAACCAAAUCGGUCCUAACGAAUCAGCAAUCGAUGAUGCCACUAAUCCAAGAUUUGUGAGACUAAGAGAACCAGUCUGGCAUUAUCAGGAUCCAAAUGGGAAUGUUCAUGGUCCUGUUAGUAUGUUGUUUCUCUGCAAGUUGAAAGGAACUGAACGUAUCCCUCCAGAUCUCAGAAUAUGGAGGAUAGAUGAGAAACAAGAAAACUCUAUAUUAUUAUCUGAUGCACUGAGUUUCAAGUGUUCCCAAAAAGUAUCAUUGCCACUCAACUGUGAACAACAGUCUUUGCGGGCCAGUGUUACAUUAGAAACCACCACAGAAAAUAGUCACGGUGGUCUUAGCAAUGAAACAAGGAGUGCUAACAAUCAAACUGUCAAGCAGGGCGAGGCGGAAAAGGUUGGUGAUACUUAUACCCCACCUAAUGGUACGGAUGAAUCUGUUAAGAGCAAUGGAGGGCACACUCCGUCUCCUGGUUUGACUACACAAGCAGAUGGGAAUAUAAGUGACGGGCAAAGUGGUCAUUUUGAACGAAGGGAAGCAUCACCCAAAUGUGACAUUUCUUGUCAUGAUGGUCCCAACGUACACCCUGCACUACCUUCAAUUGCCUUUAAUGAGAAAUUGAUUGACAAACCUUCUGAUAAAGUGGUGGAAGGUCAUGGGAAUGAGCAAAAAUCUGAAGUGAAUGGAAAUUUGGGUUCCAAUAGGUGUUCUGAGGAUCCGAGUAAUAGCGGGCAAAGUGAUCAAAAGCAAUCUGACAAUGAAGAGAAUUCGGGCCAAUCUUCUGGUCAGAAUUGGAGAGGCCCUAGUGUAAUUCAUCAUCCACCAAUGGAUGCUUCUUCAUGGAUAGCAUCAAUCUUCGGCGAUACUGAUUGCCCAUUAGUUGAUGAUUCAGUUUCAGAUCUGUUGGAACAAGUAGCAGCAAAGGAGAAAGAUGGUGUAUUGGAAACUCCCACAGCAAUAGAGUGGGAUGAUGAGUUGACUGAGGGUGCUAUAACUGAUUGUUUCAGUUUCGCCGCUAAUGCACUUAGCCCAAUGCUUGAUGCAGGUAAAGGUGAUGCACUGAGCUCCUCAAGUGAUUUACAUUUACCAUCGCAAUCCAAUGCAGCAGAGGAGCCAUUUCGGCAAGCAGACGUGCAUAAUCAUCAAACUAUAUGUGGGGAACAAUCCUCAAAAGCUCCUGAAGUUGAGUCUACUUUUUCGCGUAUUAGCUGGAAUCCAACUCAUCAAUUUUCAUGGGAUCCGACUCGUUGACUUGGCAGCUCACAUCGAAGGCUAUUUUUCUCUCGUCUUUAGGCUAAAACAGAUCUUAGACCAACUUGAAUCGGAUACUUAAUAUCCUGUGUUUAUAAGUUAUAACAACAUUCUUUUGCAAACAGUGACCUCUCACCUUCCUUCAAUGUUGAGGAAGAAACGGAAGAGCGUCGUUCUUCAUAGCCAACGUUAUUUUGAUUUUCAUUUCAUUGAAUUUUAAAUGCGAGAAAUGGAUUCUCGUUACUUUAAUUUUUAUCGAAGAAAUUUAUAAUCAGCGGUAUAUAUUUCUUUCUUCGCAUUA
This is a messenger RNA of Trifolium pratense (red clover), 2681 nucleotides long. RefSeq names its product zinc finger CCCH domain-containing protein 44-like. Bases 245 to 2380 code for a protein of 711 amino acids. The transcript is spliced from 6 exons. NCBI's taxonomy places the organism in Eukaryota, Viridiplantae, Streptophyta, Magnoliopsida, Fabales, Fabaceae. The record is from RefSeq and is a predicted model, not a curated record.